AUGGAGGAAAAGGCAAUGAGCAAAAACAUGAAACUACUAGUACUCGUGAUCAACUGCUUGAUGCUGGGAAUAGGCAAUUGUAUUGCUCCUAUUACGAACCGCCUCUAUUCUGUCAAGGGUGGGAAGAGAAUCUGGUUAAUGUGUGCUUUAGAAACAGCUGGUUUCCCUUUUCUCUUCAUUCCAUAUUUAGUCUAUUACAUCUAUCGUCGAAGGAAGUAUGGUCCGGAGACUAAACUUCUGACAAUGUCGUCGUGGAAGAUUGCCUUUUACUGUGUGGUCAUUGGCAUUCUCACUGGCCUAGAUGAUUUAAUGGAUGCUGCUGGUGUUUCUAAACUUCCUGUCUCCACUUACUCUCUUGUAUUGGCCAGCCAGUUGGGGUUUACCGCCUUGUUUGCCCGAAUUCUAGUGAAGCAGAAGUUCACUUUCUUACACAUUAAUGCUAUUAUUCUGUUGACUGCUGGAGCUGCAGUUCUUGCAUUUAAUUCGGGUUCUGAUGUUCCGACAAAUGAAUCUAGAGGGACUUAUGUGAUUGGAUUCCUGAUGACCCUAGGAGUUGCAGUUUUGUAUGGAUUUGUCUUGCCAUCGGUUGAGCUCAUAUAUAAGAAAGCGAAACAGACCAUCACUUAUUCUUUAGUCAUCGAGAUGCAGAUCAUUAUAUCUCUUUCUGCUACAAUCCUCUGCGUCGUUGGGAUGGUAAUCAAUAAUGAUUUCCAGGCGAUCCCUAGAGAAGCUGCGAGUUUUGAGCUUGGACAAACGAUGUAUUAUUUAGUACUAGCAGCAGAUGCAUUUCUUUGGCAGCUGUUUUUCUUGGGAGCCAUUGGAGUGAUUUUCUGCAACAACUCAAUACUCUCUGGUAUACUAAUUUCGGCUCUGCUACCUGUUUCUGAGAUCCUGGCUGUAUUUAUGUUCGGUGAGAAAUUUACACCUGAAAAGGGAAUAUCUCUUUUUCUUGCUCUUUGGGGCUCUGUAUCCUACUUCUAUGAAGAGGCUAAACAAGACAAGGAAAAGAAACGCAUUGCAGAACACGAAGAAAAGGAACUGGAGCGUAUUGCACAAGAUGAAUAUCAGUUUACGGAUAUUACUCAGAUAGUAUUGCAGAAGUAAAACUAGCGAAAACAAUGUAGUCUUGUUAGUUUUUUAUUUUUCUAGUAGCUGUAGCUAAUUAUGAGUUAUGAAAAUUUCUGGAAUCUAUUGAAAUUAUGGUUCAUGAA
Daucus carota subsp. sativus is the source of this 1211-nucleotide messenger RNA. RefSeq names its product purine permease 3-like. The record is from RefSeq and is a predicted model, not a curated record. NCBI's taxonomy places the organism in Eukaryota, Viridiplantae, Streptophyta, Magnoliopsida, Apiales, Apiaceae. The coding region runs from base 1 to 1104 and encodes 367 amino acids. The transcript is spliced from 2 exons. Gene Ontology annotation, molecular function: purine nucleoside transmembrane transporter activity. Gene Ontology annotation, cellular component: membrane.